AUGGAUGCUCUUUCCGUAACGACUACAACUGAGGUUAACAACUUGUCACCAAAUUUUAUAAAGUUAGAAUUAGAUCCGUCACAUCAGCCGACGUUAGUUUCAGAUAUCCUUGAAGAAAUCUUUUCGUUAAUUGCGGAAACGGAUUCAUGUUCGACAGCUUAUUAUUAUUAUGAUCAUGCAACUUUAAAGGAUUUAUAUUCUUGUACGUUAGUAAAUCGUCAGUGGUGUGCAAGCGCGGUAAGGAUAUUGUGGAAAAGACCUUUUAGCUCGUUUCAUAAUGGAGGGCAUAAAUUAAUCACAACGUAUUUAAGAGGGUUAGAUAUUGAGGAACGAAGGGAUUUGAAACUUAAAGGGAUAAAAUUGCCCACGGUUUCCCCGAUACCCAUGUUUAACUAUCCUUCAUUGAUACGUCACCUUGAUUACGGUGAGAUGUUAUAUGCCGUAGAAGUUUGGUGUUCAAAAUUACCACGGAGACGGUCAAAUGCUGUCAUAUCCGUCAUGAGGGUCUUAUUAAGGUUAUUACUACACAAUGCAGGUCCUUUAUCCUCGUUAAAACUCGCCAGUCUCGGAGAGGAUUAUCAUAAUGAAAGGGUGAUGAUUUUGGCCGAACCGGAGAUUAGAAGUUUAAUCACAUCGGUUAAACUGCUUUCUCUUGACGGAUUUGAUUAUAAUCAACACGGUUUACUGGUUAGGUUACCGGAUUUAUGUAAAAACAUCGAGUACUUGCAUCUUCGCGGUUGGUACGGGCAUCAUCCGCAGAACGAAGGCACGAUCACAUCAUUACAAAAGGAUGCCGCAGCAAUCUCGCUACGUCGGUUAAUCAAAGCGCAGAAAUCAUUAAUAUCAUUAGACAUGAUCGAUUGUAAAGCGUACCUUGGUCAUAUAAUAUCAGCCUUGGAUACGCAGUCAAUCUCAUUGAGGCAAAUGAAAUUUCGGUUGGUGGAUUUUAAAGAUUGCGGGCCAUGGGAUGGAUUGGCCACUUGUCACCGGUUAAAAAAAUUGGAAUUUUGGUUUUGUAAAGGGAUCACUCAAAAAAUGAUCAAUCCUUUAAUUCACGGCACCUUUCCUGAAUUGGAAGAGGUGAAGAUGUUGCAAUACGGAAAAUCUUGCGAGGAAUUCAGAAUUUGGAUAAAUAACAUGAAUGGUACCAUCAACAAGGAAGAAAUUUUGGAGGAUUCAACCGAUGAUAUAGCCGAGUCUCAGGAUGAAUCCUGA
This is a messenger RNA of Funneliformis caledonium, 1215 nucleotides long. The record is from the annotation of a GenBank genome assembly. Lineage: Eukaryota; Fungi; Glomeromycota; Glomeromycetes; Glomerales; Glomeraceae.